Fukomys damarensis (Damara mole-rat) is the source of this 1573-nucleotide messenger RNA. RefSeq names its product translation initiation factor IF-2. The record is from RefSeq and is a predicted model, not a curated record. NCBI's taxonomy places the organism in Eukaryota, Metazoa, Chordata, Mammalia, Rodentia, Bathyergidae. Bases 551 to 1573 code for a protein of 340 amino acids. The transcript is spliced from 4 exons.
GGGAGACACUGGGGAGGGAGACAUAACCUUCGGGUCUCUUCUCUUCCCUCCAGGAAGCCACCUCCCAGCCCUGGCCUGCGUCCUAACAACCUGGAACUAAUCAAUGAGUGAAUCCACCGAUGAGUAACAGCACCCCUAACACCCAGUCACCUCCAAAAGCCCCACCUCUGAACACAUCCUUUUGGGGGACGGGUAGAUCUAAAUCAUAAUAGACAUUCACGUGGGCUAGAUGUGGCGGAGCAUAGCAUAAUCCCAGCGGUCGGGAGGCUGAGGCAGGAGAAUUACCAUGAGUGGGAGCCCAGCCUGCGCAACACAGCGAGUCUGAGACCAGCUUGAACUACACAGCGAGACCCUGUCUCAAAAAACAAGAACUAAGGGACCUUAGCAACAUGUCUUCUCAACCUCCAAAUUCUGUGCCAUUGAGAGGGCUUUCACAUAAGAAUUUCAGCAGGACACAAUUCAGUUCACCGCAGUAACAUCCCCACGGGGUUGGGGGACAGGGUGGGCCAUCACUCUGCCCACCACACCCACGUCGGUCACAAGGGUCUCUAUGACUUCACCCCAGGGGUCCCAAGUGACCACGUGCUCCCACCAGCCACUCCUACCUCCAGCUGCCGUGGGUGUUGGUCCUGAGGACUCGCAGGACUCCGGCUCAAGGGUCCGGACCCUGAAUCAGAGGGUCAAGGGCCCGCCUGUCAAACCCGGCUCUGAGCCUCCUCCCGCACCCGCGCCCCGGCCACCUCCGCCCUCCCGGAACCCCGGCUGUACACUUGUGUACGGGUUUGUGUUCGGUCACGUGGCUGAGGGCCAUCCUGACCACCUCCCGUCCCAGCAGCUGAGUGUGCGACCUCGGAAGUCCCAGUGCUUCCGGCCUGGACCGCAGGGGAGGGAUCCCCGCCACACAGCUAGGACAGAAGCCCGGAGGAGGCCAAGGACCUGCACGGGCUGGGGCUUCCCUGCAGGUGCUGGACACGGGAGAGCAGCUGAUGGUCCCCGUGGAGGUCCUGGAGGCGCAGAACAACGGGCCCCUGUGGAAGUUUCUGCUGUCGGGCGCCGUGGCCGGGGCGGUGUCCCGCACGGGCACGGCGCCUCUGGACCGCGCCGAGGUGUACAUGCAGGUCUACUCCUCCAAAAACAACCUCAUGAACCUGCUAGGAGGGCUCAGGAGGAUGGUGCAGGAGGGCGGCGUCCGCUCCCUGUGGCGGGGCAACGGCAUCCACGUGCUCAAGAUUGCCCCCGGAGUCCGCCAUCAAGUUCUCCGUCUUCGAGCAGGUGGGGCAGUCUGCGGCGCCCCGAGCCCUCCGCUCAGGGUCAGCUUCUGCCUCACCGCCCUCUCCCCUCCAGUGCAAGGGCUACUUCUGUGGAGAACACGGGUCCCCGCCCUUCCGGGAGCGGCUGCUGGCGGGCUUCCUGGCCGUGGCCAUCUCGCAGACGCUCAUCAGCCCCAUGGAGCCCCAGGCAGUCAUUUCAACGCUGCGCUGUGUCCUGCACCAGCCACCCGCCUCACCACAAGGUCCAAGAUGCACCUUUGGAAUUUACCGAGUUCCUGCAUAUGUUCCGCUUCCUGAGUUAG